Messenger RNA from Saccostrea cuccullata (small rock oyster), 849 nucleotides. Its product is annotated as transcription initiation factor IIA subunit 2-like. The coding region runs from base 108 to 431 and encodes 107 amino acids. Gene Ontology annotation, molecular function: RNA polymerase II general transcription initiation factor activity; TBP-class protein binding. Gene Ontology annotation, biological process: transcription initiation at RNA polymerase II promoter; RNA polymerase II preinitiation complex assembly. Gene Ontology annotation, cellular component: transcription factor TFIIA complex. Lineage: Eukaryota; Metazoa; Mollusca; Bivalvia; Ostreida; Ostreidae. The transcript has 4 exons. The record is from RefSeq and is a predicted model, not a curated record.
GUGAUACAAAAUUCAUCGUGAUCGGCAAGGCGUUUUUUGUAAUUUUACAAAAUCUAUAAUACAAAAGAAAUUUGUUUACGUCGAGAGUCGGUGAAAAGAAAAAAAAUAUGAGCUACCAACUGUACAGAAAUACGACCCUUGGACACACGUUACAGGAAAGUCUUGACGAAUUGAUAUCGUGUGGACAAAUCACUCCUCAGCUGGCACUGAAGGUUCUGCUCCAGUUUGACAAAGCAAUCAACACAGCCCUGGCUAACCGAGUGAAGAACAGGAUACAGCUCAAGGGAAAACUGAAUACCUACCGCUUUUGUGACAACGUAUGGACAUUUGUGUUGAAUAAUGUCGAUUUUCGAGAUGUUCAGGAGUUGGCUAAAUGUGAUAAAGUGAAGAUAGUAGCAUGUGAUGGAAAAAGUGCAUCUGGUCAUGAAUAAAUAUGAAGAAAUGACUCUCCUAUGCUGUUUGGAUAUUUUUGUUGCAAUAACAUCUCACAUUCAUCUUACAAGAUGAGCAUUUCAGAAGCAGUAACAAGUUUGUAGAUAUAAAAAUUAUGUUUUUGCUUCAGUGCUUCAUUUAAAUUUGCCUAAAAAUUGUAGGAAAAAUGGGAAGUGAGUCUUUGUACAUUUGCAUAAAAAUGGCCAAAAAAAGAAAUGCCACUGGUCCAAUUUUCUUGCAAUUCAGGUAGAAUGUUGUUUUGUGUAAAUCAAAAGUUUAGGAAACUGUUCCUAUAAAUGUAUAGAAUACAUCCACAGUGCUCUAUUUAGUACUUUUAGUCUUGUACAUUUCAUGCAUUGUGUACAUAGUUCAAUGACAAUAUCAAAACUCAUGUAUAUUAAAGGAAUAUUAUACAGA